Molecule: messenger RNA, 2122 nt
Organism: Phyllopteryx taeniolatus (common seadragon)
Lineage: Eukaryota; Metazoa; Chordata; Actinopteri; Syngnathiformes; Syngnathidae
Gene: fbxo32
Product: F-box protein 32
Exons: 9
Coding region: 185-1210 (341 amino acids)
Biological process (GO): protein ubiquitination
Cellular component (GO): SCF ubiquitin ligase complex; nucleus; cytoplasm
Molecular function (GO): protein binding
Source: RefSeq, a predicted model, not a curated record
UCAACAGCAAGUGUCGUCAACGAGCAACGCCGUCAGUGGGUUUUUUGUUUUUAAUUUUAAAAAAUUCUUCUAUUCGAUAAUUUUUUUUGCAGCAUAUUUGCUCGAUCCCAAACAAGCGAAGGAUGCCAUUCCUCGGACAGGACUGGAGGUCGCCGGGACAGUGUUGGGUUAAAACCGAGGAGGGAUGGAAAAAGACAACCGUGGACGAGAAAAACAACAACAUCUCCGUGGAGAGGUUUGUCAUCAAAAUGCCUUCUGCAAAGCCGAGCAUGAGUGUUUCAACAAGGAGAACUUGCUGCUUUCUCUCAGCUAUGACAUGUCUGCCAAGAAGAGGAAAAAAGACCUCAUGAACAACAACACCAAGGUCCCAUAUUUCCACAGGGAAAAGUGGAUUUAUGUUCAUAAAGGAAGCACCAAGGAGCGCCAUGGCUAUUGUACCCUGGGGGAAGCCUUCAACCGCUUGGAUUUCUGCAGCGCCAUCAAGGACACGAGGAGGUUCAAUUAUGUGGUCAGACUCCUGGAGCUUAUCGCCAAGUCGCAGCUCCCCUCACUCAGCGGCGUGGCUCAGAAGAACUACAUGAAUAUUCUGGAGAGGGUGGUGCAGAAAGUGCUCGACGACCAGCAGGAUGUGCGUCCCAUCAAAGAGCUGCUACAGACGCUCUAUCUCUCGCUGUGCGGUCUGGUUCAGGACAUGGGCAAGUCUGUGCUGGUGGGGAAUAUCAACAUAUGGGUGCACCGCAUGGACAAUAUCCUGCAAUGGCAGCAGCAGCUAAACAACAUCCAUAUCAACAGGCCAACAUCAACAGGCAUGACGCUGAUGGAGCUGCCUGCCAGCCUGCAGCUGAACAUCAUGCAGCGUCUUUCGGAUGGCAGGGACUUGGUGUGCCUGGGCCAAGUUUGUCCAGAAUUGGGGGGCCUUGCUGAGGACCGCCUGCUUUGGAAGAGACUCUGCCAGUACCACUUCACAGACAGACAGAUCCGAAAGCGUCUGAUGGUCUCAGACAAAGGUCACCUGGAAUGGAAGAAGAUGUACUUCAAGCUGAGUCGCUGCUAUCCUCGCCGAGAGCAGUACAGCGACACUCUGCACUUUUGCUCACACUGUCACAUCCUUUUCUGGAAGGACACAAAUCAUCCCUGCACUGCUAACAACCCAGAAAGCUGCACCAUGGCCCUGUCCCCUCAAGACUUCAUCAACCUUUUUAAAUUCUGAUGCGCUCCCACCCUCUGAAAGAGAUGAGCUGCGUGUACAUACUGUACAUUAACAUGUAUGUUUUGUUUUAUCGAUUCCGGCAUGUAUAUUCAGAUGAGAUGUCUGCAAUUGAGAUUUCGGUUUGUUUACGUUUUUAGGUAAGAGGCUGUCAUUGUUAAGUGAGUGAAGGAGCGCUCAGGAAUUUUGGAGCAAUCCUCCUUGAGCAAGAAGUGGGAGCAGUAGAAGUGAGGAAAUGCAGUAGUUUUAAUUUGUUGUUGGUUAUAGUUGAUUUCAAGGCAGGAAUUUGGAAGGUUAUUCAUACGAGUAAAUAUGUAAAAUGAUUAUUUUAUAUUGUAUUGUUAUAGCUGACCACAUUGGGAGUACAGUGUUUAAAGCACAGAGGGUAUGGUUUGGUUUGGCACUGCUAUUACUCGAGGCGUCAGUACUGACGAGAAAUCAAAUGGAAGCAACCGGGUGUAAAUGCACCAUGUUUUUUUAAAAAUUUACUUUUACACUUUUAUAAAGAUUUGAUGCCUUUUUUAAUGUCUUCAUUUUCUGCCGUGGCUGCUAUUGCAAUUGUUUAUGACUGAGAUGCGUGCAACUUGGUGUGCCUUAUUGCAAAACUUGAAACUGGUACAUUAUUCCAGAUCCUGAUGCUGUUUAAUGAUUUUGAACACAAUCGUGUAUUUUCUUAGAUACCAAAGAGUAUGUGGAACAUCAUUUUUUUUUUUAAUAAAGCCUCCUGCAUGUUAAAGCAUCAUGCUGCGUAUUUAUUAAAAUUCUGGUUAAGUAGCUCAGCUUGUUUAAAUGGGUUUUGAAAGAACUGCAGUCAUAUCCAGACUUAAUCUUAGCACUGCUCUACCAAUUGUUGUACUUAAUAUGCAAAGCAUUCUGUAAAUGUCUGUUAUGUCAAUAAAAUGUUUACUUUCAAAA